Musca vetustissima is the source of this 864-nucleotide messenger RNA. It is a transcript of the gene kri, whose product is annotated as uracil phosphoribosyltransferase homolog. The transcript has 3 exons. NCBI's taxonomy places the organism in Eukaryota, Metazoa, Arthropoda, Insecta, Diptera, Muscidae. The coding region runs from base 1 to 840 and encodes 279 amino acids. The record is from RefSeq and is a predicted model, not a curated record.
AUGUGUGCAUCUUUGGAGAAUUUAACCAAUACAGAUAAUGAAAAUGCCGCAAGCGAUGCUAAUGGUAAUGACACUACAACCACAGCCGCAACAACAACGGCAGCAGCAGCAACAACAUUACUUAUAGCGUCAACGGAGAUGGGUGAGGGAACGGAAAACAUCGCGCUAGCCCAUGAUAAUUUGCCGAUACCCGCAAUAACGUCACAAGAGCAGAUACUACGUGAAUUUGGGCCAAAUUUUAAAAUAUUGCAAUGUAAUCCACAAGUACAUGAACUUUUGACAAUUAUUCGGGAUAAAAACACCACACGAAGUGAUUUUAAAUUUUAUGCCGAUCGUCUAAUACGUCUAGUCAUUGAAGAGUCGCUAAAUCAAUUGCCCUACUCAAAUUGUAGCGUUGAAACACCCACCGGUGCCAUAUACGAUGGUUUAAAAUAUCAAUCGGGUAAUUGUGGUGUUUCGAUUAUACGUUCCGGAGAGGCUAUGGAACAAGGGUUGCGUGAUUGUUGUCGUUCCAUACGAAUUGGUAAAAUUUUAGUUGAAUCCGAUUCGGAUACGCAUACAGCACGUGUGGUAUAUGCACGCUUUCCCGAUGAUAUUGCACGUCGGCAAAUAUUACUUAUGUACCCGAUAAUGUCAACGGGUAAUACGGUACUGCAGGCUGUAAAUGUCCUCAAAGAACAUGGUGUACCCGAAAGUAGUAUCAUUCUCUCUAAUCUCUUUUGCACUCCAUUGGCUGCUAGUUGUGUUGUUCGAACAUUUCCACGUUUGAAAAUACUCACCUCCGAAUUGCAUCCCGUGGCACCAAAUCAUUUUGGUCAGAAAUAUUUUGGUACUGAUUAAAAGCAAAAAACUCAAAAACCAAAA